Messenger RNA from Lagopus muta (rock ptarmigan), 907 nucleotides. It is a transcript of the gene MTERF4, whose product is annotated as mitochondrial transcription termination factor 4. Lineage: Eukaryota; Metazoa; Chordata; Aves; Galliformes; Phasianidae. Gene Ontology annotation, biological process: regulation of DNA-templated transcription. Gene Ontology annotation, molecular function: double-stranded DNA binding. The record is from RefSeq and is a predicted model, not a curated record. The transcript is spliced from 4 exons. Bases 38 to 907 code for a protein of 289 amino acids.
UGCGGCGGCUGCGCGGUGCGGGGCUCCGCCCCGAGGCAUGGCGGCCCGGCUGCUGAGCGCGCUGCGGCCUUCCGCGCCCCGCGCCCUCCUCCCCGCGCCGGGCCCGCGCUGCAGGUAUCAGGCGGGCCCGGAGGAGGGCGAGACGGCGGAGCUGCUGGCCCUGGGCUUCGACCGGGCGCAGGCCCAGCGGCUCCGCCUGCUGCAACCGGGGCUCGAGCCGCAGAGACGGGCGGAGGCGGCGGCGCAGCUGCUGCUGCUGGGGCUGAGCGAGGAGGCCGCGCUGGGGCUGCUGGAGCGGAACCCGGGGCUGCUGCGGAUGGCGACCGCGCGGCUGAAGGAGCGCGCCGAGUACCUGCGGCGGCUGGGGCUGGAAGGAGCGCGGCUGCAGAGCGCGGCGGGCCGCUGCCCUGAGGUGUGGACGCUGCCCCGGAGGAGGAUGGAGGCGGUGGUGCGGCUGCUGCGGGAGCGGUGUCUGUUCACGGCCGAGCAGCUGGCCGAGCUGCUGCGGAGCUGCCCCGAGGUGCUGCUGGAGGAGCCGGACCGCGUGCAGCAUCACUUCCAGUACGCGUACUUCAGGAUGGGCGUCCGGCAGAAGGAGAUGGUGAAGGCCCGGCUGUUCUGCACGCCCUUCGCCGAGCUGAGGAACCGCCACAUCUUCCUGGAGCGCCGCGGGAUUUACCGCACCCCGCACAAAGGCCAGACCCAGAGCAACAACCCCGCGCUGCGGGACGUGCUGCGGCCGAGCGAGGGCGACUUCGUGGCCGGCGUAGCCCGAGCCUCGGCCGAGGAGUACGAGGUGUUCAAGAGGCUGCUGGCCCGGGAGGAGGAGGAGGAGGAGGAGGGGAAUGGAUGUAAAGAAGACCUCCUCCCACCAGGCCGUGCGGGCCAGGCUUCAGGUGAUAGCUAA